AUGACGAUCGCGAAAAUUCCCAAGCUUGGCAAUCUGUGGCUUGGCGAUGCAGACGCGGCCCGAGAUAAGGACUGGCUGACAGAACAAGGCAAUUUUUAUAGAAAAUUGUCAGUCCAUGGGCUUCGCUACGAACACUUCAAUGCCGUCGACUCCGAGUCCGAAUACCUGAUCGGCAUCUUUGACCGAACGAGCGCGAUAAUUGAAGCCGCUGCCACGGCUUCCGAAGCAUUGUUGGUGCACUGUGAAGCCGGAAUGUCUAGAAGCGCAACGCUCUGCUGUGCUGCGCUAAUCAAAAACCAUCAUUUCACUGCCGCCGAUGCGCUGCAAUACUUGGAGGAGUGCAAACCGGAUGUGAAGCCAAAUACUGGCUUCACCCUCCAGCUGAAGCUCUAUGAGCGUAUGCAGAACCCCGCGACCAGCCAAAAGGACGUUGAAGGAAUGGGCAGCUCAAUGGCGAGGAUAGCGGGGACGGCCCUCUCCACUCAACGCUCCUUCUUCUGCGCCAAAUGCCGGACGGCACUUUUUGAAGAAGCCGACAUUUAUAAACAUUUUGAGAGAACGAGGCACUACGAGGAGCCCGACAAAAUAUGCACAGGCCUGAUCGUUCGCCAGCUUGAUUGGAUGGAAUGCAUGGACUAUGCUGGAAAGGUCCACUGCCCGAAAUGCAACGAGAAACUCGGCCAUUACUGCGAUGAGCCCAGGGAAUGCGGUGACUGCAAGGCGACGAUACAUUAUUCCCCCUCGAUCGCCAUCACGCCGGCGAAGCUUAGGACAAAGAUACCAGCGAUU
This is a messenger RNA of Mesorhabditis spiculigera, 789 nucleotides long. The record is from the annotation of a GenBank genome assembly. Lineage: Eukaryota; Metazoa; Nematoda; Chromadorea; Rhabditida; Rhabditidae.